AGAAAAUUAAAUAUCACACCUUUAGCCUGAUUUCGGCCUCAUUGCAACACGGAAAUGUUUUGACGGGCCCCACACGAACCCUGAACUCACGACGAAGGAAUUGGAAGAAUUGGAAGAAUUGGAGCGCUCGAUUCGAGUCUGAUGCGGAAUUCUUUCCGCUUCAGAAUUUUAGUUGCUCUCGGGAGCUGGUGAUCGUCAAAUUGCGCAAAUAUGUCACCUGUUGCUGUGACGAUCGAGGCUUAAGAGGUGGGACCUGUGCAAGGACGGAUGAUAGGAUGCUGCUGAACGUCGUUGUCGCACCGUGGCACCCGCGAGUUUGUCGUGGAAUGCACGCAAGAAUUAGCCGACCGUCAGAAUAAGUCUUUUCAGUUAUCAAGUUUGCUCCUCCACGACGUACGAUUUCCGUCACUUCCGACGAGUUUGUGUAGAACGCGUUUCUUCGAAGUGAAAGAGCAAUUUUAAGGACGGUUGCGGAUACUUUUUGAAGGAGGAGGUUGAGUUUGGUGUUAGACUCGUGGAAUCUGGGGGCGCAGUCCUGUGUUGCGUCUGGGGUCAUCAGUCCUGAGUUUCGGUUGUAAUUAUCAGAGGUUGCGAUUCCUGGUCUAGUAGAAUCGCUCGUUGCUGAAUGCUUCAGAGAGCGCGUUGUAAUCAUCUGAAGUUGACAGCUUAAGUAAGGAAAUAUGGGUGAGCGGAAGGUUUUAAACAAGUAUUACCCGCCUGAUUUUGAUCCGGCCAAGAUCCCGAGGCGCAGGCAGCCUAAAAACCAGCAGAUUAAAGUUCGCAUGAUGUUGCCAAUGAGUAUCAGGUGCAACACUUGCGGAAAUUACAUCUACAAGGGGACAAAGUUUAAUUCGCGCAAGGAGGACGUCGUCGGAGAGACGUAUCUGGGCAUUCAAAUUUUGAGAUUUUAUUUCAAAUGUAGUCGAUGCUCGGCUGAGCUCACAAUGAUGACAGAUCCUCAAAACAGUGAUUAUGUCAUGGAGACUGGAGCAACUCGGAAUUUCGAACCGUGGCGAGCUGCAGAUGAGGCCCUGGAUGACGCGAAGAAGAAGCGAGAUGCAGAAGAGCUGGGUGACGCUAUGAAGGCUCUUGAAAAUCGCACCCUGGAUUCUAAACAAGAAAUGGACAUCCUUGCAGCUCUUGACGAAAUGAAGUCCAUGAGGGCACGUCAUGCAAGUGUUGGUACGACAGAAAUGCUGGAGGCCUUGAGACGCACAGCAGAGUCGAAGGAUAAGCAGUUAGCAGAAGAAGACGAGGCCUUAUUGCGCUCUGUUGUCUUCCAGAAUUCCUCAAAUUUUGUAUGGCGUUUAGACGACGAAGAGUUUGAAGAGGAUUCAGAUUACGAGUACGAGGAAGAACUGCAGUUGCAAGAAAGAAAGAGGAGAAAAGGGGAAUCGGCAGAAAAAGAAGGCGAAGAGAGUGACUUAAAUCCGUCACAAGCAGCGAAGACUUUAGUGGAUCAUAUACCAGAAGCAAGUCUUGAAAGUCAGCAGCCGAAGGCCAAGGCAGGCGAGGUGAGGGCGGCAUUUGCAGUAAGACCUAUGGCAGUCAAGUUUGCAAUCAAGCCGAAAGCUUCCAAUGGUACUACCGCCACAAAGGAGGAGACUAAAAUUGUACGAGCCAAUCAGAUGGAGGAGGAUUCAAAGGACAAACCCUCUGGAGCUCAAUUUAGAGACAAUGAGGAACCGGUUGAUCAUGGUCUUCGUGCUCUCUGCUCGUCUUAUGAUACCAGUGACUCAGAGGAGUGACACCAAGGGGACGACAAUGCACUUCUGAAGCCCUACUCCCGUCCGAUCUUUUGCGACACCUGAAAGGGAUUAUGAAAAUUGGCCCUCUACGCGCAUAGUUCUGCGGACCUUGCGAAGACGAUUAUGAAGGCCUUAUUUGGAGACCCAAGUUUCGUAGAACAACACCGUAUUUUGAACUGGGUUAUCAUGCUGAACAAAUGUUCCUCCGGCGCUGUCGCCAUAUCCCGGCACUGAAGUCUUUUCCUACUGGACUUCACCUUUCUUAUAAUGAUGAUUCAAUGUUGGAGAAUCAAGCCAAGUUUCACAGUGGCCCUGUUUACAGCAGUUCGUCGAUCAAGCUGAGGCAGAAGUGUAUGCAUGAGGUUUUGGAAAUUCAUACGUUUUGUGCUUAUCUUCUGCACUAAAUUUGCUCCUAAUAUCCUGAUUCAGCCACCACGUGAACACAUCUCCCGCGGCCAUGUCUCAAAGACUGAGCUCAUGACAUCCUGUUUUUUUGCUUGACGGUAUCUAUGUGGUCAGCGUAGAAAUUCAAGCCGCACUUUGAAGCAAAUAUUAACGAAGGGUUCAGGAAGUUGUUAUUAGCCUGAAGGGGGUUUAAACCGGAAUCCGAAUCUAUGGAAACUGGACCACGCAGUAAACUUAGUACACGUACUCUGCCGGAACUACAGAUAGUGCGAACCCACAAAGUCACUUUUUACGAAAUUGUAUCUGAAGAUGCCAUGUACCGAGAAAUUUGCUUGAUGGGACCCCAUCAGAACGUUCAGUACUUGAUGGGACCCAAUAAGUUCCAUUUUACCCGAUGGGACCCUUCCGACGGCAAUUCAAUCCACUGUUCUACUGCGAGUUUUUGUAAUUGCUUUCAAACCGAGGUAGGAAAAACACUGAGGCUCUUCGUUUAAAAGUGAAAUGCUAUUCUC
Marchantia polymorpha subsp. ruderalis is the source of this 2665-nucleotide messenger RNA. The record is from the annotation of a GenBank genome assembly. Lineage: Eukaryota; Viridiplantae; Streptophyta; Marchantiopsida; Marchantiales; Marchantiaceae.